CAGACGAAGAGGUAGAGCCCAUGGCAGGAAAGGGAAAGACUUUAAAGGAGCUGAUGUCCUCCUGAGGGAAAGGUCAGUCAUCAAAGGUUCAGUCAUCGAAGGGACCAAGUCCUUCAAAGGUUAAAACCCUUCCCCCUGUGGUCCCCCAGGGCGUCUCAGACCCUGGUCUCAAGGUUAAUCCGGACCUGAAGAAGAAGAGGCCGGUUGACACUACUGAGGAAGGUGAGGUGAUUGCCCAGCCGACCAAGCAGCAAAAGACCACGCGGGCGCCAAGGAGUAGAAGGGGUAACUCCUCGGAGAGCCGGGACGAGGAGAAUGUUGCUGAAGUGCGUGCCUCUCCUCGUACAUGGAACCCCAAGCUGGAGCUGGAUGGGGUUGCCAUCUCCUACAAUGCUUCGGUCCGAGAGUAUAAUCGAGGCCGGGCAGGGUAUGUGGCGGAUGCCUUAGAGCAGCCCUUACUCCUUCCUCGGGACAUGGAGGCCUAUAGGCGAUUCUCUCAGCCCGAGCUCUUCCUAUCCCUAAAAAGGGAUCUCGCGUUGAUUACUCAGCAGGUGUUCGUGGCUGAUGAGUUCUGCCGCGAUAGCCGUAGUCGGGUUGAGGCUGAGACCCAGGCUCGGGCGGAGAUGGAGAAAGCCUUGGGAUCCCUCAAGCACGAGCACCUCAAACUCACGGACGAUUUCAAGGUGUCGGAGAACCGGCGCAAAAGUGCAGAGGCUGGUUUAAAGAGUGCUGAGGCCCAGGCGGAGGACCAGCGCAAAGAUCUGUACACGACGCAGCUUAACCUUGUCACCGAGAGGCAAGCAGUGCAGGAUCUCAAGCUUGCCCUGCAGAAAGUAGAGGAUGAGCUGAGGCGGGUAAAGGAGGAGGCCCAGCUGAUCCGAGAGGCUACAGAGGCCGAGAAGAAUGCUGCUCGCCAGCUCGGGGCUGAAGAGACGGAGGUCAGGUUGUCUGAGGAGAUUCCCGAGGUAUGCAGGGAGUACUGCGGCAUUUCAUGGGCGCAUGCUCUCGACGCUGCAGGAGUUCCUGCGGAUUCGGAACUAAGACUGCCCGAGAGCAUCUUCUAUCCUCGGGAGAUCCGUGCGAAUCCUGAAGACGCUCAAGUGGCUUUAGAGCAGGAACUGGCGGUGCCUGAUGCCGUCCUUGUGCCUGAUAUGGCGGAGGAUCCCGCCGCAGACUCUACCAUCGAGGUUCCUCCUUCUCAGCCCGAGCAGAAAGAAGAUCCUCCUGCUCAAGCCUAGCCUUUUAGGCUUUCAAUCCCUGUAAAUAGUUUUUAUUUUUUAUUUUAUUUUAUUUUAUAUAUAUUUUUUUUAAAUGAGAGUUAUCCUACUUUUCCCUUUUUUGUAAGGACCUCUCUUUCUAAUGUACUCGGAAUAUUAAUAUAAAAUGUUCGUUUUGCUUACUA
Molecule: messenger RNA, 1402 nt
Organism: Quercus robur (English oak)
Lineage: Eukaryota; Viridiplantae; Streptophyta; Magnoliopsida; Fagales; Fagaceae
Exons: 2
Coding region: 474-1238 (254 amino acids)
Source: RefSeq, a predicted model, not a curated record